ACAUUAAAUAAAUGUGCUUUAGUGGCACUGAAUUAUGGUUUGCUGUGUUGACCAGUCAACAUAUUGUGGUGUGACUGGUGAGGUCACUGGUAUUGAUAGGCUUUAGCAGGUAACGGUUGACUGGCACCAACGGAAACACUGCCCAAGCAGGAUAUGAGGGCAAGAGUACAGCUGGAGAGGCUGGCUGCUUACAGAUAACAAGGAUUGGAAAAUGUGUUGCCUUGGUGACCGAAGUCUUACCGAGGUGAUAACGCUUUCAAAGUGUGUCCAUUCACCUGAUGUCCCUGAACCUCUAAGGGGAACUAGACUUAACUCUGAAUGAAGUGCUCAAUGUUGAAAUAUCCAUAACACUUUACAUUUUGUUGUGUUGUCUGCAGUCUAGCUCGCUUCCUCUUCUUCAUGCAAACACCUCAUUUAAGGCAUGCUGCAGUGUUUUUCUUUCAGGAGAUACAUGGUCAAGAAAAGGUGUUCAUGCUCUGAAAUUAUAGGUCUGCACUGGUUUUGUUUUAUUGUGUGUCAUUAUUUUUAUUUUCAAGAUGUUUUGAUCUCUGUCUCAAGUGAGGUAGUUAGGUCACAAAGAGAGGAAGUGAUUAUGUAUGUAGAAAAGAAAAAGAGGAACAGAAAUUGUUGUGGAGACACGCAAACAUCAGGAGUCUACUCAGUCGACAAAGUCUAUGUACACUACGACGUCAUAUAUUGAUGUGUACACCAGUGGUUUUUCAUCAAGUUAAAAUGAUGUCAUUGGCACAGCUGAGUAAGUUUCUACAGGGCUCGAAAGGCCACUUGAUUUUGCGUUGCAAUGGUAUGGCUUGGUAGACAUACUUGUUGGACAAAAGUUUUGUUUACAAUUUGAAUGUGAGCAACAAACUGGAAUAAAAUGGAUCGUACAAAACAAAAAACCAAGGGAUCGUAUAGAUACAAACUGUACCCUAUUGCAAAGGCUCGCGACUUAGAAAAAAAUCAAACAAUUUAUAUGAGCUAUGAGCACAUCCGACCCAGCUAACACAUAACUUUAAAAAAGAACAUUAGAUAUGGGUUCUUCCCUGGUUGGUUAAACAUAUAACUGACUUUGGGAGAAUGUUCCCUUUUAGUUACGCAGAAACGUAACAAGGCAUACCGUUCCUUAAAUGUUGAGAGAACAAAACAACUCAAACGUUCUCCAGUGGUUGUACGAUUACCUCCACACAACAUUGUGUAGUUGUUUUUGAUUAAUGUAAUUUUAUCUGAGCCUACAAAAACAUACUCCUACUCCACAUUUGGAACUUGUUAAAGAACAAAACUACAACUUUAGGGCAGAAUCCUGCAUUCAACCCAUUGUAAAGAUGCUAUUUUUGAUGCAGUAAGACCCAUGAUGCAUUGCGUUUCCACGUCACACUUUCAAUCCCUAUAGGGUAGGGAUCCCCAUGUGCUGUAUGUUGGCCUAUUUGUUAAUUUUCUACCAUUUAUCCUGAUGAAUUGGAGCCAAUCCCACCUGCCACCCUGAACAGCAACCCCUGUGAUUAAUCUGAUUAAAAAUUUAGUGUAUUUGGUUGGUAUGUGAGCAUAUGUACCGUAUUUGCCUUGUGAAAUGGAACAAGGUCUUAACUCAUUCUUCUUCUAUGCCACAUCAAUGUGGAAUGCACUCCCAACAGGUGUAAAAGUAAGUGCAUCUCUAUCCUCCUUCAAAACCGCACUAAAACAACACCUCCAGGCAACUUCAACCCUUUACUAACACCCUCCCCCAUCCACAUCCCAUCUCCUUGGAUUGUAAAUAACCAAAUGUAAAUAAUCAAAUGUAUUUCUAAUGUGUAUACUUGUUCUUAUGCUAUCUGAACUCACUAUGUUCUCUGCUCCCUGUACGUAUCCUACUAAGUCAGACCUACACUGUUUCAAUGUCCAUUUCUCUGAUGAUGCAAUUGUUGAUGACUGAAGUGCUGAUAUCAACCAAACCCUCCUCAUCCCACCCCCCGGAUUGUAUUUAAUAUUCGGACGGUUGUGUACGCGAGCGCAGCCACUUAUUGAACAUCACCCUGACCAUGCAUCGUCUCCUAAUGUCCUCCAGUGAUCUUCUGGAUAAACUCACCGCUCUAUUUAAAACGGCCAUGGACAACGAGCAGCCAGAAGAAUGCCAAAGGAUAUGCUACCUCAUCAGGCAUUGGAUUCAGGAAUUCUGGAUGAUGUUCAGGUUGCACCACAGCUUGUCAGACAGCUUGGACCAACUCCGAGAUCUGAUCAUGGAGCAUGGACAGGAGCAUCUUUACUCUCUUCUAGAGACCAAAUGGAUAAAUGAACGGGACUGGUCAUGGAAGGCCAGCCAGAAGAUCAAAGCUAACAGCAGCAAAAAGAGAAAAGUCUCUCUUCUUUUUGACCACCUGGAGCCCAUUGAACUGGCUGAGCAUCUCACCUUCCUGGAGUUUAAAUCAUUCUGCAGAAUAUCAUUUGUUGACUAUCAGAAAUACAUACGCAACUGCUGCAUGAAGGACAUCCCCUUGAUGGAACGUUCCAUCGCCUUGUGUAACGGCGUCUCCCAGUGGGUUCAGCUGAUGGUGCUGAGCAGGCCCACUGCUCAGUUGAGAGCUGAGGUUUUCACCAAGUUUAUCCACGUGGCACAGGUUUUACACCUCAUGCACAACUACAACACGCUAAUGGCAGUGGUUGGAGGGCUUUGUCACAGCUCCAUAUCAAGACUGAAGGACACCACCUCCCAUGUACCCAAUGAAGUCAUCAAGGUGUUAAAUGAAAUUACAGACCUGCUGUCCUCCUGUCGAAACUUUGAUAACUACAGACAGGCAUUCAACAAGUGUGCAGGUUUUAAAAUCCCCAUCCUUGGGGUUCACCUCAAAGACCUCAUUUCAGUCAACGAGGCAAUGCCGGACUAUGUGGAGGACAAUAAAGUCAACGUCCAGAAGCUCCAGGCGCUCUACAGCCACAUUAACGAGCUGAUCCAGCUCCAGCAGAUCCCCCCUAAGCUGGAUGCCAACAAAGACCUCGUCCACCUGCUGACGCUGUCCUUGGACCUUUACUACACCGAGGAUGAAAUCUAUGAACUCUCCUAUGCUCGGGAGCCCAGACACUGUAAAACCACUCCAGCCACCCCCUCUAGACCUCCAGUGGUUGUGGACUGGGUAUCAGGAGUUGCUCCCAAACCUGACCCCCGAACCAUCAGCAAGCACGUGCAGAGGAUGGUGGAUUCCGUGUUUAAGAACUACGAUCACCACGACAACGGCUUUAUUUCUCAAGAGGACUUUGAGAAAAUUGCUGCCAGUUUCCCCUUCUCCUUCUGUGUCAUGGACAAAGAUAAAAAGGGUCUUGUCAGUAGAGAUGAGAUCACAGCUUAUUUCAUGCGUGCCAGUGUCAUCUGCUCUAAACUGGGCCUGGGCUUUGUCCACAACUUUCAGGAGACGACUUAUAUGAAGCCCACCUUCUGCGACAAUUGCUCAGGAUUUCUGUGGGGCGUCAUCAAGCAAGGCUAUAGAUGCAAAGACUGCGGGAUGAAUUGUCACAAGCUGUGCAAGGACCAGGUGGCCUUUGAGUGCAAGAAGAACACUAAAGUGAACAAUAACACCACUGACAGUCCUACGCCUUGCCCCACAACUGUGACCACGGGAACUUCUGAGGUUUCAGACGAAUGUCCUUUCCAGUACUUGUCUGAUGACAGCAAAGAGUGGCGCUCUGACUCUCCAGUCACCUCACAUUUGGAGAUAAACAGGGUCCACAGCGCCACCCAGACAGAGGGACCACCGCUGUCCCCUGAAGCCGCUUGGCCUCAUCCGUCCCUUUUUGUCCUGGUGCCCCCAACUUCGCCGACAUGUCCCAGCCCACUGCUCCAGAGGAAACAGCGACACUGUGCUAAAUGGGAGAACCGAGCUUCGGUUGUGCAGAAGCCCAGGGAGCCCGAAGAAGAAUACAAUCAACGAGUCAGCGAAACCCUUCAAUCAGAGAACCAAAGGCUCCAGAAAGCCAACGAGACACUACACAGGAAGUUAAAUAAGGCAGAGCAAGAGGUGGAGGUGUUAAAGACGCUGCUGAAGAGACACACACUUCAUCCUGUGGAAGAGGACGACAACUCCUAAAUUGAUCAAGUAGUGUGUGUACAUAUCAUGAGAUCGACAUGUGUGGUCUGUAUUCACCUGGCGGUCCAGAUUGAAUAAACAGUACAGUGCAACCUCAAAAUUUAAAUACUCCAAAUUUGGACCUACAUUUUUCUCAAAUGUAAAACAAGACUAUCCUUGAGCAUGACGUCAUGUGACAUGCCAACAAAUCUCAUGAGCGUUUGAACUUUUUCAUUGGCUUUUUUGUGAUGCCAAUACAGAAGAUGACAGAGAGCUUAUAGUAAGGUAGUAAAGUAUCUGGGUGCUAAACAAUUAUAUAUUUAGCAUUGUUUUUAUUAUAUAUCAUUUGUUUUCUUUAUAUGUUACAGGAAACAGUGUUGUGUUGGCCAGAAACAAUAGUUUUAUUCAUUUACUGUAUGUUUUAAAGUUGAUAACUUGUUUUUUUACACUUGAAUGAUAUUGUAGUUAUAGUGAGAAUGUUACUUAAAACAUCACCUGUACAGUUAACACAGUUUUUUUUAAAUCAUUGGUAUUUAUUUUUUCGACAAAAUCUUUUUUUUAAAUGUCGUAAAAGUCAACCAGCGACCUUUGUAGGUUCCACUGUACUGUAAGACUUUGAUAAACAUGAAACUGAAUGCAUACGCCAGUCAAGGUAUUUAGGAACUUAGAAGGAUGUUUACCAGUAAAAACACAGAUUCAUGAUGAUAAGCAAAUAAGAAUAUUGUAUGAUGUCCAUAGAACAUAUGUAUUAGUGUAAAUAUAGUCAUUAAGAAUGGCGCCUAAUGAUAAUUUUUGCAUCCUUUCCAUGUUCGUUGUCUGAAACACUACACAGUUCAAGACAUAUUUUUUGUACAUUGGUCCGUACUGGUCAAUGUUGUUGUUUUUUGCUUAUGAGGAGUUUAUUGAGCAGCCUUUUGUGUCAAUGCUCUGCAGUCUGAUACUAGGCGGUGGCAUCCUCGGCAUCUUUUUGGUCAGUAUUGUGAGCUUGUUGAAAGUAAAUUUUGGGAACUCAGUAAGAAA
This is a messenger RNA of Nerophis ophidion (straightnose pipefish), 5051 nucleotides long. Its product is annotated as RAS guanyl-releasing protein 1-like. Lineage: Eukaryota; Metazoa; Chordata; Actinopteri; Syngnathiformes; Syngnathidae. The record is from RefSeq and is a predicted model, not a curated record. Gene Ontology annotation, molecular function: guanyl-nucleotide exchange factor activity; calcium ion binding. Gene Ontology annotation, biological process: positive regulation of GTPase activity; Ras protein signal transduction. Bases 2016 to 4052 code for a protein of 678 amino acids. The transcript is spliced from 16 exons. Gene Ontology annotation, cellular component: plasma membrane.